AAGAUUGCUGCAGGAGAGUGGGUGCCUUACACCAAGGUAGUGGAACAAGAUAAUGGAAAAAUCAAGAUAGAGGGACCAAUGGAUCUGGUUCUCGACAUUUUUGCAAAAAUUAUUAAUUUUGAGUACGAGUUGGUACUAGCCCCUGAGAAUCUUUGGGGAGGUCCUCUGCGUAAUGGCUCCUGGACUGGUAUGCUGGGUAUGCUCCAGCGAAACGAGGUGGAACUGGCCAUCGCUCCGUUCUUCGUCACACCUGAAAGGGAGAGCGUGUGCGACUUCACGACGCCCGUAUACAGUGAUAGCCAAGCUAUUCUUAUGGUGCGGCCGGCUAUCCAAAACGAUAUCUUCGCCUUCGUUAAACCCUUCACGCCCUCCGUGUGGAUGCUGCUGCUGCUGAGUAUUUUGUCGGUUAUAAUCGCUCGAGGAAGCAUGGAUAGGUGUGAGGAGUGGAUCUUCAAGCUGAACACCAGCAGCAGAUGGUCCAAGGGAGCGAUGUGGGCAGUGCAGGCACUCUCACAGGAAAGCUCUGAUUGGCUGCCCAAGAAUGACGCAGGUCGUCUCGUUGUGACCACUUGGCUCCUGGCAGCCUUCGUGUUUAUGACCUCUUACAGCGGAAUUCUGACGGCCAUGCUGACGGUUCCACGGGUCACCAUCCCCAUUGACUCCCUACCUGAGUUAGUGGCUCAGACUAAACUGCCCUGGCGAUUAGAGGCGGGCUCAAUGAUGUAUGCCUUCUUCGAGGAGGCGGAGGACGAACUAGGUAAGAAGGUCUUCUCUGACAAGGCUGGAACCUUCCAAGACUGCUGGGCAGCUCGGCAAGACGUCGCGGAAGGCCACUUCGCAGCUAUCUGCGACAGUACCACUAUGAUGAAAGCCAUGUCCUGGGACUUUAGCACAACUGGGAAGUGCCAUCUCUACAUCUCCCGGGAGAAGGUCUAUUCUAACGGAAUUCUUGGAAUCGCCUUCAAGACAAAGUCCAAGUACCUUCCCAAGGCUAAUAAGAUUCUUGCUCGACUAAAGGAGUCUGGACUCAUGAACAAGUGGCUGGGGGAGCAGAUUACAAACACCAGCCUCUGCCUCAGGCCUCCAUCAGCAGAUAUUAAGGAGGGACUCUCGCCUCUAAGCUUCCAAACAUUUUCUGGCUCGUUCCUUUUCCUAGCGUCAGGAUUGGCUGUGAGUUCCCUUUGCUUUCUUGCUGAGCACCUGAUGAAGUGUUGCACAGGAGAGUAG
This is a messenger RNA of Cherax quadricarinatus, 1227 nucleotides long. Its product is annotated as probable glutamate receptor. The record is from RefSeq and is a predicted model, not a curated record. Gene Ontology annotation, cellular component: membrane. NCBI's taxonomy places the organism in Eukaryota, Metazoa, Arthropoda, Malacostraca, Decapoda, Parastacidae. Gene Ontology annotation, molecular function: ligand-gated monoatomic ion channel activity.